AUGACUCCCCAGCCACCAAAAUCUCACCGUCACCGCCAAUCCAACACUCCUAAAACACCACCAACUCUCCCCGACGAGCUCAUCACCAAUAUCCUCUCCCGCCUCACUGUCAAACAUCUGAUGCAGAUGAAAUGCGUGAGUAAGUCCUGGAACACUCUCAUAACCGAUCCUGUUUUCACCAAAAUGCACUUCAAUAGAUCUGCGUUGAAUCCAUUUUUCUCGUUAAUCUCUAAUAAUUUAUGCGUACGGGACAGUGAUUGCAGUUUCGUAACUGUUCCCGUUAAUCGGUUACUCGAUAACCGUUAUAUCACCGUUCCGAGGGAUCCUUACUUCCGAUUGAGGGAUAAGGAGUGUCGCGAUGUUGUUGGAACAUGUAAUGGAUUAGUUUGUUUGAUUGGUUAUUCGAUUAACGAGUGGACUAAGUUUAAAAGAGUGUGGUUCCGUUUCUGGAAUCCAGCUACUCGAUCAAUAUCAGAAAAAUUAGGCUGA
Messenger RNA from Vicia villosa (hairy vetch), 489 nucleotides. Its product is annotated as F-box protein At3g49450-like. The record is from RefSeq and is a predicted model, not a curated record. The transcript is spliced from 2 exons. Lineage: Eukaryota; Viridiplantae; Streptophyta; Magnoliopsida; Fabales; Fabaceae. Gene Ontology annotation, molecular function: protein binding. Bases 1 to 489 code for a protein of 162 amino acids.